Messenger RNA from Lithohypha guttulata, 1131 nucleotides. RefSeq lists its product as uncharacterized. The transcript is spliced from 2 exons. The coding region runs from base 1 to 1131 and encodes 376 amino acids. The record is from RefSeq and is a predicted model, not a curated record. NCBI's taxonomy places the organism in Eukaryota, Fungi, Ascomycota, Eurotiomycetes, Chaetothyriales, Trichomeriaceae.
AUGGCUUCACACAUUGUCCUAACCAUGCAGUCGCCUCAAACUGCUAAUGAGACACUUUCUGAACAGCCAGUGCUCGGUGCUCUAAAUACGCCCGCAAUAUCCUCUACGUCGCCAAUGCCUACCCGUGGCACGAGCGUCAAGCUGUCCGUGCCGCUUGAUACGAAGCCUACCACUACCACAACCCGCAAGAUCCUUCGCCGUGAUAGUCUGGAUCGGCGUGAGGCUUUGCUCAAGGGCAAGGAAGGCUCUCGUCAACGGCGACGAUGGGAAAAUGAUCGGCUGCUCAACAACCCUCAUGCGGAGCCUCCACUUCCUCAAGAUUGGGAGAUCCGUCCCACCUACCCGGUCCGCCGAGUGCCAUACUUCCUAGCGCCCCUGUGGGAUGCUGCUGAGUUUCAGCGGGCUAUUGAGUCGCAUCAGAAGGGUAGACGCAAUACAAGAUCGUCAAAGCGGAAGCAAAAUGCUGGAAUACCUGGCAUGUCUCCCUUCGAGGAGGAUGCAAUCCUCAUCUCACGGGAUGUGCGACAGCGCCUGAAGCAUGCAAGAUCCGCCAAAGGUUUGCUAAUGGAUCUGGAAGAGGACGUGCGUUCUUUUCUGGUCAAGUGGAACGAGCGAGAAAUCAGACUCAGAGAAGAAGGUUUACAUGAUGCUCCAUUGUCCCAUACUCUACCUGUCCGCACCAAACCAAAGCCAGUCGGCAACGACAGCUCUGCUCUGGUCACAGAUAACGAGGAGGAAGUCGAGGAUGAAGAGAUUGUUUUCGUUGGACGUGCGGGCGCUAUCACGUCUGAUUCACCCACGCGAAAGAGAAGAGAGGAAGAAGAAAACCUGCUGUCUGAAAAGCUGGUUUGUGAGGGUUUAGAAAGUGAUAAGGGGGCUGCCUUUGGUCGCUGGUUGGCACAUUGCAUAGGACGCUAUUAUGGGUUACGGACUUGGAGUGUGACCACUUCGACCAACGUUGCUGAAAGCUUUGAAGACCUAGGUCCACAGUCGAACGUUGAUACCCUGAUGGGGGAAAGAGUCAGACAGGCUUAUGUGGGCGUUGACUCAAGAGUGAGAGCUUGGAUGGGCCAAGGCUGGGAAACUGGCCGACAAUUUGAAUUGCCCAGGCCGUUGUGGACUACUGUCUAA